AACACGCUCAGCCAGAGAUGCUUCUGUUGCUAUCCCUGCUGAUCUGCUGGGUGCCACUAGGAGGCAACACCUCACCAAUCACCUGCUACAACGACCAGGGAGACGCUGUUGACUGGUUCUAUGUGUACAAGCUGCCUAAAGAGCAUGGCGAAAAAUCUCCCCAUCAGGGUGAGAUCUAUAUACUGCUAGACAAAGGGAGUGAAGGAUGGUCUAAUGGGAAUGGGACAGUAAACGACACCACGGGAGCUCUGGGCAGGACAGUCGGACAACUGUACUCACAAGGACAGAACACAGAAGUAGCGUACAUCCUUUACAAUGACCAGCCACCUGAGGACUUGGUGGACAGAUGGGUUGACAAUGGAAGAAGUGGGGGUCACACAAAAGGUGUUGUCUUGCUGGACAAGAAUCAGGGCUUCUGGUUGGUCCACAGCACCCCUCACUUCCCCCCUGCACAACAGGAAGGACAGUAUUAUUACCCCAGCAGCGGCGUGAAUAACGGACAAAACUUUAUCUGCGUUACCUACCCACUCGACCGCUUCCAGACCAUCGGAGAGCAGCUUCAGAUCAAUCAGCCUAAUGUGUACGACUGCAACGUCCCAGAGUCCUUGGCGUCCCUGGUGCCCGCACUGGCUGCUGUCUGUGCAAAAAGACAUCUGUCUGGUCACAUCUUUCCACAUAUGAAAACUGUAUCCAAUCGCAGCGUGACUCUGACCUCAAAGGAUGGAACCAACUUCAUCAGCUUUGCCAAAGGAGCCUCUUUUAAAAAUGACCUGUACCACUCCUGGGUGGCCCCCAGCCUCCAGUCAGACCUCCUGGUCCAGUUUUGGGUUCGCUCUACGGGCAUCCUGCCCUCUGACUGCUCGCUGGGCUGGAAGGUCCUGGACAUCACGAUACUCAACCCGGGGCAGACGUUCACCUUCAAGGCCAGUCAGGACCACUCCAAGUGGGCUGUCAGCCCCAAGGCAGCCGGGUCGAAGGGCGGAGGUGGCUGGGUGUGUGUGGGAGACAUAAACAGGAACGAGGCGGAGGAGAAGCGAGGCGGUGGCACGGUGUGUCUGCAGAACCCGGUGGUGUGGAAGGCUUACCGGACAGCGGCGCUGGAGUGCGAGGCUUGUGGAGGAGGAACGAUCCAGUGUUGACACCAUGCAGGAGCCCCAUGUGAUAAGGAAAGGGCCGUCAUUCGAUAAGGCUAAUAUCCAGCAUAUGGGUUUUUAAGUAAAGUUUGCACUUCUUUGGUACAAUAUGUAUAUUUCCUGUCUUGUAUGUCAGGAAAACUGAAAUCAAAAAAACACAUAUGCAUUUUUAAUUUAGGAUAAUUGCUACAAUUUUGCACGUUUGUGAUAAUCACAAUAUUUUUUUAAAGGUUCCCUGUGGAGUUAUGGAUCACGAUUAGUGUUGUGGAGCAAUAUUUUUAUGUGUGGGCUUAUCUGCACUUGGGCAUGUGAGUCAAACCCUCAAUAUAAUACAUUCAUGAUCAAGACCGUAGCAAAUUCAAGUGGCCAAACCAGGGAAUUACAACGUCACGUGAUGGCUCAAAAAGACUUUUCCCUCAUAGUCUUCCAUAGUGAGGGACGUCUGGAGGUCAGUGGGUACAGUUUUAUUUUACCUCACAACAAACGCCAAAUGAUCAGAAUUUGAUCCAUCUGGUCCGAUAACAUUUAGAAAUACUAGAGUAGAUGCACGAUUAUAUCGUUUUAUCUCGAUAAGCGGAGCACUAAACCGGAAGUAGCUGGCUCGGCCAAUGGAUGUCUCUAGUGCGCCUGCUCUCUGGGUUAGGCUUUUUUAAAUCAAGCCCUGGUCAUUUCAAAGCAGUAAGAAGAGUGGAAAUCCCUCAAGUUAGACAACUGAUCCAACAUUGGAAGGAAAUAGUGUAGUCAUCACUCACAGUAAAAGGCUGAGUUGAGGAAAUAUGCUUUAGGGGGUUUUAAUGCACAAAAAACAUUUUACUUGUUCAUUUAACUUCUUCAGAAUGAUUAUCUGUAGUUAUCAAGGGCUGUUAGAUCCUCCUCUUUAAACCAAAUGCAUACAUAACAGUGCUGAAGGAGGGCAAGUGGUCAAAUUGGACAGGAAGUAGAGGGCUUUACAGGAAAAUGGUGUUUAUAGCAAAAAACCACAGAGUACCACUUUAAAUGAAAGCAUUUGUUCAAGUGUCUUUAUAGCCGCUGGGUACUCUUUUAGCUCUAACUAAUGUUACCAGUUUAGUUUCAGCUGGUUUGUGGGUUCUCAGGGAGCGUGUCAAGCUUGGCUGGAAAAUGUAUUCAAAACUGGAUUUUAGACAAUGUUAAAUGUAUGAAUAAUGUGGGAGUAAUUGCACAAUGUAACAUUCAAUACACACACACACACACACUUCACAAACCACAGACACUGACGACAUUCAGCUGUGAGGAAUGCUUUAAUACUUUGUGUUUCAUGAAUGUGUGUGUUAUUAACUGGCUCUUCUUUUGUUUUGUGUUAUAGUUUUACAUUUCCACAUACAUUCCUUGAUUUUGUUUGAAGAUAAAGAUGCUGGCUAUCUUGAAUAAUAAUGAAAAUAAAAAUACUAAAAACAAAAGGUGAAAUUGUUUGUCGCUGAUGUAUAUUCAGCUUGCUUUGUUUACCUGAUCCAUGAUAAAAAUA
Messenger RNA from Etheostoma cragini (Arkansas darter), 2616 nucleotides. RefSeq names its product deoxyribonuclease II, lysosomal (gene dnase2). The record is from RefSeq and is a predicted model, not a curated record. Gene Ontology annotation, molecular function: deoxyribonuclease II activity. The transcript has 7 exons. Gene Ontology annotation, biological process: apoptotic DNA fragmentation. The coding region runs from base 18 to 1139 and encodes 373 amino acids. Lineage: Eukaryota; Metazoa; Chordata; Actinopteri; Perciformes; Percidae.